GGCUCUAUUAGUCCUAUUCAUUUAAUAUGAACACUUAUAAGUAGAAAUCUCCAUAGCAAGUGAAGAUCGAGGUCAAAUGAAAUCUCCAUAGCAAGUGAAGAUCGAGGUCAAAUGAAAUCCCUACGCAAAACUGGAACUCCAGCCCUCCAGUGUUGCAAUGUAUCUCAAAGGUACGGAAGGACCAAGUGCUUUGCAGUCGAUAUUCAAGACACUCCUUCUGAUUCAGUAGCAUACACCGAACUACCUUGCCAUGUUAAGUCCAGGCAACCCAUAACUGCUCGCUGGUGCGGUAAUCCAAGCUAACUCCAUCAUGCUAUCACCUCAAUUAGAAACCUGAAAAGCAAUCUGAGGCAACCCUCCAACUCCAAGGAAUUGCUGUUAAAGGUUAAAUGCAGAGUUGACUUUAGCCCACCAUCACUGAAAUAGAGAAGACCACUUGUCCAGGUAUGAUGAUUGGAAAUACGAGAUCCACACAGGUACACGAUUUCCAACUGUAAGUAAUUUCCAGCCUAGGCCCUAAGACCGAACUGCUAUCUGUCACGUCUUGCAGAUACAUCCUGAAGGGACGUGUAAUGCUUUAAAACAUUCCCAACAGUAGGACCUUCCUCCAAUCUGAUUAGGUAUAAUCCGUAGAUCGUGAUCAAUGUUGUGCACUGUACAGCUGAUCUGAUCUGAUCGAACACUGAUCUGAUCGUUUGUUCCUUCCAACUCCUGGACUAGCUGACCUCGAGGCGAGCAAUUCCGGGUCCGCAACAAAUCGAUUGAGAUGAGAUGCGACGACAGCUGCACUUCGAAUAUGAAUUAUGUGUUUUAUAAUUCGUCGUCCUCCCCUUCCUUCAGCACCCUCAGCCAAUACCCGUUUUGCUGGUGGGACGGCACCUAAGCCUGGCGAUAGCGAAACUAGCGGCAAUGGUGUCGGAGUCUCCGAGUCUCCACGGGCAGCUUCGUGCCCGGGUCCAGCGGUCUCUCCACAAUCUCACUGCUGCUGUACCUGCCUAAUUUUCAUUGCUGCCUAUACUACAAAACCCCGGACCCGCAUGUCGUCCGUCUGUCAACCAAAUUUCUGCGAACUAUCUACUAUUCCAGAAGCAGCGACAGAUGCAUAAGAUCAUAAGCCUUUCCUGUCCUCCCCACUCUACUCUACAGUUGGACUAUUCUCCACUGAAAGUCUACCACGUAUUAAUGAAGGAGCUGGGAUGCUUCAAUUCUUCAAAUUCAAAUAGGUGUCAGAAACACAACCAGCUGCUUCUGUUAUGGCUCAAGAGCCAUUAAAACGCGAUUUCGUAUGUAAAUUCACCGGUCUUUGGCAAACUUCUGCAGACCCGGUGCCAUCGAUCAACAGAUCGAAGCCACCAGGAACUCAACGUGAAGAAAACACUGCCUUGUGACUCGGCUGGAUCGUGCCUUUGCCCGCUGCAAUUUUGAUGAGUCCCAUACAGGGAAAUACCAGAAAAAAAUCUGCAGCCGCGAGAGCUCAGAUCUCUUCACAGAUUCCGCAACGACUCUUCUAUGAACAGGGCGGAAUUUCAAUGGAAUAUUGUGUACCUCCUUCUACCCGAACACUGCGAGCGAGACCGGAAACGCUCUCACGUCUCACAAAGACACAUGCUCUUAAAAACCAGUUUGCAGCAUAUCAAGACCUCAAUUUGCUACCCCUCUCCGCUUCUAAACCUGAGAACGACGAGCUUCCCCUACAAACUGGUUGGUCAGAAGGAAAAAGAAAGGUCCGAUAGCUAAUCGAUUUACUUCCUGUAGGCUCCAAAAAUAACCAGCCGCAUAUAGCGAACCCACCCGGCCAGUCGCUACUAGUCCAAUCAGUACGCCUCAAUUCCUCUCACCACCACGCCCAGUACGCCUCAAUUCCUCUCA
Messenger RNA from Marchantia polymorpha subsp. ruderalis, 1869 nucleotides. The record is from the annotation of a GenBank genome assembly. NCBI's taxonomy places the organism in Eukaryota, Viridiplantae, Streptophyta, Marchantiopsida, Marchantiales, Marchantiaceae.